Molecule: messenger RNA, 1182 nt
Organism: Lachancea nothofagi CBS 11611
Lineage: Eukaryota; Fungi; Ascomycota; Saccharomycetes; Saccharomycetales; Saccharomycetaceae
Source: the annotation of a GenBank genome assembly
AUGGAAGCUGCUAGCCAGAUGAAGCCAGAGGCCUGGACUGUAUCUUCUAAUGAAGCAUUAAAGCUUUCAUUGGUAGAUGAUGAUGGCGCGGUUCAAUUCUCACCCACCUUCACGUAUCCAAUUUACGGCGAUUCAGAACAAAUCUUUGGAUAUCAGGACCUACAAAUCUUUUUAGUUUUCGAUUCUGUGACAUUCAAGCCAUUCACUAACGUCAAAUACGGUGCCAAGCUAAUGGAUACUGUCGAUGAUGUACAAACAAAGCUCUUGAACUAUCUGCCAAAAGACGAUGUGAUUAUUAGGGACGAGAUGAAAUGGGUCGAUACUUUUAGCAAAGAGCGAGAAGAAUUCGAGCUACCCGAUGACAGAUUCAAGGUCAAAAGCUACAAUGUCGAUGAGAAUAAUUAUACUAUCUACAAGGUAAAGUUACAAGAAGCAGCCAUCAAAGCAUUACACCGUAGAAUGCAGAUAUUUACGUUGCUCUUCAUUGAGUCUGCUUCAUAUAUUGAUGAAGAUGACGAAGGAUGGGAAAUUUUUUUGACUUUCAAUGCCAAGACCAAGCAGUGCGUUGGUUAUAGCACAACCUACCAAUACUGGAAAUAUACCGGAGGCCCUAAUUUUGAUAAUAACGAAAAUUCGUUUACAACAGGGAAGAUUUCUCAAUUUAUGGUUUUCCCCCCUUAUCAGGGAAAUGGGCAUGGAUCUUACCUCUAUAACGCUAUUGUUGACGUCUACCAAAGCGAUCCUCAGGUUCUCGAAAUUACAGUGGAAGACCCAAACGAAAGUUUUGAUUCACUAAGAGACCGAAACGAUUAUCUUCGACUUAAAAACAGCGGAAUUGCGGCAGCAAUACCAGAUGAGCUUCCUAUCAGCGAGGAAUGGAUAGAAAAGGAGAAAGGUAAUUGCAAAAUAGAAAAAAGGCAGUUUAUGCGUUUGAUCGAGAUAAACUUACUGAGCAAGUCUUCUCCUAAUUUUAGACUGCAAGUGAAGAAACGACUUUACGAAAAGAACUUUGAUCUGUUAAGUGAUCUUGAUGCUGCGACGAGGAAUGACAAGUUGCAAACAGCUUUUCUUUUGGUCAAAGAAGAGUAUGAGGCAAUGCUUUCAAGCAUAUCGUCAAGAAAGCGCACGUUAUCAAACAACUCCGGCAGUAGUUCCAAGAAAAUAAAAUUAAAUAAUAAUUAA